This is a messenger RNA of Dentiscutata erythropus, 1101 nucleotides long. NCBI's taxonomy places the organism in Eukaryota, Fungi, Glomeromycota, Glomeromycetes, Diversisporales, Gigasporaceae. The record is from the annotation of a GenBank genome assembly.
AUGUCAAAUCUUGGAGAUAACUUGUCUGAUGUUGCUGAUGUUGAAAUGCAUGAUACCCAAGAAAAUGGGACUGUAUCUUCCUCUGUAAAAAAAAGAACUUCUCCAAUUUACAAGUUAUUUACUUUUGGAAAAGAUGGAAGAAAAAGAUUAAUUGAAUGGAUUGUGGUAAAUGAUCAUCCAUUUACUGUAGUGGAGGAAGAUGAAUUUAAAAAAAUGAUAAAAUUAUUGCAUCCUGAUGUAAGAAUUCCUUCAGCUGAUACUGUACGUGCAGAUUUGACUGUUAUUUUUAAUCAGAUUAAAAAUAAUGUGAGACAACAAUUACAGAUUUUAGCAAUAACAUGUGAUAAUGCAUCAAAUAUGAAUUCUAUGCUAUUUAAAAUUUCAUAUUACUUAAAUGACCUCAAUAUCUCUUUUGAACCUCAGAAUCAACAUGUAAGAUGUUUGGCUCAUAUUAUUAAUCUGGCUGCUAAAGAUGCAUUGGAAGGAUUAAAUGCAUCAGGGUUAGAAGAUGAUGAAAAUAUUAUUGAUGAAAGAGAAGAAACAAAUGAAAUUGCAAGUCUUCCUUUAUUAGAACUUAUUCCUGAUGUCAAAACUAGAUGGAAUUCUACUGAAUUAAUGAUAGAAAGGGCCCUCAAGCUCAAACAAGCACUUCACAAUGUGUCCUCCUCUGACAGGGACCUUAGAAAAUAUCUGCUUAGUGAAGAAGAAUGGGACAAUAUUCAAGAAAUAUAUAAAAUAUUGGAAUUUUUCAAAAAAGCAAGUGAUCACAUAACUGCUGAAAAAAAAAUCAAAUUAUAUUAUCCAACAACUGAUGGGGAGGUAUAUAUUAUUGCAACCAUAUUAGAUCCUAGGUUAAAAUUACAAUAUUAUGCUGAUAAUAAAUGGGAGAAUCAUUAUAUAAUUGCAGCAAAAAGAACAAUAACAGAUAUUUGGACCAGAUAUUAUAAAAAUAUAGAUCCAAUUAUAGAAGAAUCUGAUGAACCUGAUGAUCUCUUGGAUCAUGUAUUCAAAAAAAAAAGAACAGAAUCAAAUGAUGAAUUAAAAAUAUAUUUAGGAGAAGAAGUUGCAAAUAGCAAGUGUGAUAUAUUAUUAUGGUGGAAG